GCGGCCGGGACAGCCGGGGCGGGCGGGGGCCGCCGCGGGGCCGGCACAUUCCGGGCAGGCGCAGUGAGCGCACAGCGCUCCGGGCCCAUGGAGGCGGCGGGGCCGCAGCCCGCGCCGGGCCCCGCGGCGGGGCCGCAGCCGGGGGCCGAGGAGAUCGACAUGUCCCUGGAUGACAUCAUAAAGCGCCACAGGAAAGAGCAGACAGAUGCCAGCGCCGUGGGCGACAGCAGAAGGCAGCAGGUCAAGAACAGGAGUUCAGCCUCUGGCUAUGGGCGGCCCCGAUACCGAGCCUGGAAGCAGAGGAAUUUGCAAGGACCUCACCGUUUCAGAAGAGGCUUUGGACAGCAGCAGUUCAGUCGGAGACAAUUCAGGAAUGCCCUGCCUGGUCGCAAGAGGAGAGCAGCUGCUGCGUUCGAUGGAGUGAGCCCUUUAAAUCGCCAGGCGUCGGCUCAGGAGGGCACCAAGAGCAAUGCUUUUGCCAAAAGCAGCAGUGGGCAGCAGGAGGAGCAGCCACAGCCAUCUCCAGGCCCCAAGAGAUUCAGAGCAGAUGCUGCCAGCAUCCACACCCCAGGGAGAAGCAGGCCUUUCCUGCUGAACAGGGGACCAGCGUUCCAGCAGAAGCGAGUGCAGCAGUGGUUCAAAGCCCGCUUCCAGAGAGGGAUGGAUUCUCAAGGAGAAGGGAAACCGCCAAGGAUGAGAAGGUGGCAAGUGAAACCCAGCCCGGGAGCAAUUCUGACGGUUUCUGUGGUUAAUCCCCAGGCGGGCCAGCCCAGCCUGCCUGGAUCCAAGCACCCAUUCCUGCGAAGCCAGAGACCCCCAGCACGGGUGGCCAAGCCCCAGCCCAAGGGGGUGCUGCUGAGGUUCAACUUCCGCGCCAUGGCCAACCAGGUAGAGGAUUGUCGACGGGACAGGAGGCACCUGGCUCCCUGCAGCAGCCCUGCCACUGAGCUGUUAACGUCACACUCAGACCAGCCUGACGCUGGAUGAGAGGUUCUCUGGUCUGAGGAAUAAGAGGCGCUUUACAGCGGCCAGGAGCGCCGGACGGACGGUCACCAUGCCUUAGGACCGCGUGCUCGUCACAGGGACUGCCUGUGACAGUCCAGGCUCCGUGACAAGGCCUCAAUAAAAGUUGCUAGAUUCCCUUUGA
Pyrgilauda ruficollis (rufous-necked snowfinch) is the source of this 1147-nucleotide messenger RNA. RefSeq names its product UAP56-interacting factor-like. Gene Ontology annotation, biological process: mRNA export from nucleus. Bases 88 to 987 code for a protein of 299 amino acids. The record is from RefSeq and is a predicted model, not a curated record. NCBI's taxonomy places the organism in Eukaryota, Metazoa, Chordata, Aves, Passeriformes, Passeridae. The transcript has 9 exons. Gene Ontology annotation, molecular function: mRNA binding.